This is a messenger RNA of Aaosphaeria arxii CBS 175.79, 1485 nucleotides long. RefSeq names its product oxidoreductase family protein. Bases 133 to 1353 code for a protein of 406 amino acids. Lineage: Eukaryota; Fungi; Ascomycota; Dothideomycetes; Pleosporales. The transcript has a single exon. The record is from RefSeq and is a predicted model, not a curated record. Gene Ontology annotation, molecular function: nucleotide binding.
AUUGAUAAUGCCAUGCGGGGCGUAAGCCCUUAACUACGUGACGCAAUAGCUAGGGGAAGCCAAUACAUAAAGCGGUACAAAGCCCAUGGCUUCACAAAAUCCCAUAACCCCAAUCGCAAUCACCACACCACAAUGUCCACCUCACAGAACACCAACACCACCACCGACAACAAGACGAAGAUCCGAGUCGCCCUAAUCGGCCUCUCCGCCUCUGCAAAAGUAACCUGGGCCGCAGAUGCGCAUCUCCCCUAUCUUCUGCACCCCCAAGGCCAAACCCACUACACCCUCACCGCGCUCCUCAACUCCUCCGUCGCCGCCGCCGAGAAGGCCAAACAGCACUUCAACCUCGCCGCCAGCGUGGAAGCAUACGGCGACCCGGAGGCCCUGGCCGCAGACCCGGACAUCGACCUCGUGGUCUGCAACACGCGCGUCGAUGUGCACUUCCCCGUCAUCGAGCCGUCUCUCCGCGCGGGCAAGGCCGUCUUCGUGGAGUGGCCGCUCGUCGAGAGUGUCGCGAGGGCGAUCGAAUUGACUGGCGACAAGCCGAUUCGCAAUUCUAUCGUUGGGCUUCAGGGUAGGGUUUCGCCGAUCGUGCUGCGGGUUAAGGAGGUUCUUGCGUCCGGUGCCAUUGGCAAGGUGUUGAAUACGGAGAUCAAAUCGUAUGGGAACCUUUUGGAGAGAGAUCGGGUGCCGGAGUCGUUGACGUAUUUCGCGGAGAGGAAGGUUGGCGGGCAUCCGGUGAACAUUCAUUUCGGGCAUCUGAUCGAUUGGGUGCAUGACACGCUGGGAGAGUUUGAGGAGUUUCAGGCGAGGGGCCAGGUCCAGAGACCGGAAUUGAAGGUCGUGGGUGCGGAUGGGGAGGAGAAAGGGACGGUCAAGUCGGAUGUUUGGGAUUGGUUUGCAGUUCAUGGGACGUUGGCACAGGGUGAGAGGACGGCAGAGAUCGUCGAGGGCGCGUCGUUGGUCGCGACGUUUCGAUUGGGACCCGCGUUCAAGGGAAAGCCCGGAUUUGAGUGGAGUAUCAACGGUACGAAAGGGGAGCUGUUGGUUACAGCGCCCGGGCCGUAUCUCAUGGCUGAUAGUUUUACGGGACCUAUUACGAUUGAGUUGCAUGAUCAUGCCACGGAUGAGGUCAAGGAUCUGGGAUGGGACUGGAAGGAGUGGCAGAAAGAUGAACGGCUCGUAACCAGGGGAAGGAGCACAGCGGAGCUAUAUGAGAGGUUUGCUGAGUGGGUUGAAUCAGGGAUGCCAGAACAAGAUGAGAAAGGGAGGGAGUUUCCGAGAAUACACGAUGCUGUUGUAAGGUUGAGGGAAUUCGACGAGCUUUAUAGGCAGUUUGAUGCGCAUAAAUGAUGGUAGAAAGUUUACUCCAUCUGAGUUUACUAGCCGAAUAUCGAUCACUAUAGGUGGAUUUAGCUAUACUGAUAUUAUUAUUCGAGGCUCAAAUUGUUCAUAUGGCGGUCAUAUCAACCGUCUAUUGUCGAA